AUGGGAGAAGCUUGGGCACCAUCACAGACGAACUGGGCGUUGGCGAAUAAUUACAAAACAACGCGUAUCGUGUACCAAUUACCCAUGGAGUACCAAGGCCCAGCCACACGUUCUGCCGGUGGAGCCGGUACUCCGCGCGUACCAGGUACUGUACACUCUGGAGAUCCUGCGAGUCGGUCUGCACGCGCCAACAAUGCCAUUGGUGGAGGCAAGCAGAAAAAUGUGUCCUUCUCCUUCAAAAAGCGGUGCUCAUCACGCGUGUUCAUUGCUCAAUGCGCUCUGGCGGUGGAUCUAGCGCUACACCGUCGACUCGGGGGACGACGGAUUCUCCACCGCGUGGACCUCGUCCAGGCCCGUCCCUCGUACCCGAGUGCAGCGUUGCACAGAGGGGGAUCGCCUUGCCCUCGCCACCGGGCCAAGAACCAGGAAUGGGACUAUUUGGAGCGCCAAACCGGCGGGUUCCGUUAUCGCCUUCUCUGGACCUUCGAGAAGGUCAUCUAA
Penicillium pulvis is the source of this 501-nucleotide messenger RNA. RefSeq lists its product as uncharacterized. Lineage: Eukaryota; Fungi; Ascomycota; Eurotiomycetes; Eurotiales; Aspergillaceae. The transcript has 2 exons. Bases 1 to 501 code for a protein of 166 amino acids. The record is from RefSeq and is a predicted model, not a curated record.